Messenger RNA from Cherax quadricarinatus, 973 nucleotides. NCBI's taxonomy places the organism in Eukaryota, Metazoa, Arthropoda, Malacostraca, Decapoda, Parastacidae. The record is from RefSeq and is a predicted model, not a curated record.
AUGACCAGUUCAAGGAAACAGUUCUCGCAAGACUAAAUGAAAUUACUGAAAGUAUUGAGAGAAACAGAAACAUACUGCAAGAGAGAGAAGCAUCAGUAGCUGAUGAACGUCGUGCCAGAUGUGAGACACAACACAAUAACACAAAGCAUCAGUUACAUAAAUGUCAGAAGAACCUGAGGGAAAAUAUCAUCACCAGCCCUCCUGCACGAGACUGCUCGGACAUUCAUCAUAGAGGUGUGACUGAGAGUGGUGUCUACAGGAUCUCCCCUCAGAGUUCUGCAGAAGGUGUGAGUGUACUGUGUACGAUAGAAGAGGAACACAUGUGGACGGUGUUUCUCUUCCGCCAGCGCCAGACUCCACAAGAGAACUUCAACAGGCCCUGGCAAGACUACAAGACUGGCUUCGGUGACCCACGUGGAGAAUAUUGGCUGGGUAAUGACAACCUUCACGCCCUGACUAGCGGAGGUCGUCGUUACCGACUCAAGGUGAUCGCUACCAACCUGCAAGGAGAACAACAUUCUGCAGAGUGGGAGACGUUUAAGGUGGCCAAUGAAGCUAACAAGUAUAAACUCACAGUGGGAGGCUACACCAGCACCAGCACCAAUACACUUGGUGAUGCACUUGCGAUUGACAUAAACGGCAGGAGUUUCACCACGUUGGACCGUGACAAUGACGAGUCAGAUGGGAACUGUGCUGUGCACCGUGGUGGAGGCUGGUGGUACAACAACUGUGCCUGGGCCACUGCCACCUCACCACUGUGUAACAUUGCCGAUGACGAGAGGGUGUUGUACUGGCGCAACUUCAACCCAGGUGAGGAUGGUCACCGCACUAGUCUCUCCCAGCUACUGAUGAUGAUUACCACUGACACUACCACCACUGACACUACCCAAACUCAACACUGAUAGUACAACCAAUAGCAUUACCACAACUACCAACACAUAACACUGGUUCUACCACUACUACCACCAGAAUA